Molecule: messenger RNA, 1122 nt
Organism: Necator americanus (New World hookworm)
Lineage: Eukaryota; Metazoa; Nematoda; Chromadorea; Rhabditida; Ancylostomatidae
Exons: 9
Coding region: 1-1122 (373 amino acids)
Cellular component (GO): mitochondrion
Source: RefSeq, a predicted model, not a curated record
AUGAUUAACCAGUUCUGCCCGUUAGCCCGAACAGGGCUAUCGGGGCUCGCUGCCAGUUCGGUGUGCACUGUUCAGCGAGCCUUAGUGCAUCAUCACAUGGAACGACACGAUCUCGCACGAUUUCUGGGAAUUACACGGUCGAAUAAAGCCAGAUCCAACAGGAACACCCAUGUGAAUGAGAAAAUGUUUCGAAAGUUACGUGGCCGAAAAACGGUAGUAAUAGAUCUUCCUGACGACGAAGAACAGCGUCGUCAUGAAAAACUAUCGCCCAAUGAACUAAGGGUUGAGUUGCUCAAAAAAGGAAUAAACCCUUACAAGGAGGUUCAACCACGUUCCUGGCAGGAGGCGCAGAUCACUAUACAGUCAUUUUAUGCUGUUGUUGAUCCUUUUGUAACGCCUGAACCAGGUGAGACAUUGCCUUUUUUCGGUGCGGGAGUGGAUGGGUUAAAGAUGAAAGGAGAAGAGUUAAAACAACGAGCGCUACAUCGGUACCAUAACUGGCGGAACGGCACGAACAGAAUCCGAAAGAAAGAGGGAUUUGAGAAGUUUGAUGCAAAGACAUUUGGUCCUACGGCUGACUUAAUUUACGAAGAAGCUCACAAGGCUCUCAUGAAAAGAGAUAAGCCAACGUUACACAAAUUCAUAACAGAACAUGCAUUUAAGAAAAUGUGGCCUGAUGUUGAGAAUGGUUCAGUUGUAUGGGAGCUUGUGGAGAGACUGGAACCAAGUAGUGUGGUUUCUAUUCGAUGUGGCGACCAGCCUUAUAAAUCUGGAAAUGAUAUCGCUCAACUAACAGUUCGGAUGCACACAAAACAAAAAUUGGCUGUAUACGAUCGCUUUGGCCAUCUUAUACUUGGCUCAGAGACAGAUCCUCGAGAGGUGAUUGAAUACGUGGUGUUCGAGAAUCAUAUCGCUGUUGUCGAUGGCUCGUGGCGGCUACAUGACAAGGUUUAUCCGAAAUGGGUCCAACCGAAGCAAGGCGUGGACAUCACUUAUACGUUAGGAGAUGGCAGUGGAGAGUCUAGACCAGAUGAACCAUCAAAUCUUCCGCUACGAGUUGAAGAGAUUGAACAACAACGAAGGAAGGAAGAAAAAAGCGGUAAAACGGCCGAUGAAGAAUGA